AUGAAACCAGGCCCACUCGAUAUGGGCUAUGGCCGACCUCUCGAGUUCACUUUGUCGGUCGUCGUGAGAACUAAUCCAAGCCCGCUUGACUUUCAAUUCGCCGCCGAUACCCUCGUCUCACAAUGGCCUGUACUUAACCUGCGAAUGGACCCGUUGAAAACAAAAUUCUUGGACCCAAAAGACCCCGGUGACCUGGCCGAGGUAUGGGAAGGAAGAACUCUUAAACAAGAACUGAGCGAGAUUUUCGACAUUUCCUCUGAACCGGACUCACCACAACUGAUUGACUCCGAGGGACUCGAUGAGGUAUUAAACUUCGGGUAUGGAAUCUCGCACGCAUGGAAGCAGCGAGUCUUCUCCAUACGAACAGUAUUCUUGCUCGAUGCCUGCAUAAUAGGGUUCAAGUUUCUGCAGCCCCUUUGCGAUGCAAAUGGCGCCCAUCAAAUAGUUCAGGCUUAUUGCAGCCUGCUUAGGGGGGAGCGAAUUACCCACACCCUCCAUGGCCGACCACCCUUGUUCCUGAAGUCAGAAGUGCUGGAAAAAUGCAUUGAGAAGAUUCAGUAUCAUCAGAUCGCAGACCUGCACAAACAUUCGAUGCGUCGGACCUGGGUAGCCGGAAUCGGGGCUCUCGGGAAACAGAUCGGGCGGGAUAUAUGCUAUCCUUCUGCGAGACGGGUCAGCAAGACCUUGUUUAUCCCCCGAGGACAAAUCCAGAACUGGCUGAAAGAGGCCGAAAGUAUAAAGGCUAAAGUGACUGAGCAUGAUCUCGUGUUAGCUUUUAUCUACAGUGCUGCUUUGCAUCCACCUACUGCCCACAGGUUCGGCCUAGUCAUCGAUAUCUCAAAACAACUGCAGUCCGAGGCAAACCUGUACAACCCCUGGUACAUGAUGCCCCUGCCAGAUCCAAUACCAUCAAGCGAAUAUAACACUCCUUCAUUGGUUCGACUCGCAACGCACAUCCGACGGGCGGUUCACGAGGGCCAGCAACCAGAAUGCAUCGGGGAGAUCGUCAAUCAGCACAAGAGCCUAAAGAAGAGCCCCAUGGUUCCAAAAUCAUACGGCAGCCGAGCGGCUCAACCGCGCAUCGCUUCUUGGAAAAGCCUGCCGUUAUAUGAUCUCGAUGUCCAAGGUGAAACUCCGCUAUUUGUACAGGGCAGUGUUGACUACUGCGGACUUCUGCGCGAGACCAAAGCUCGCUUGGAUGAUUUGUUGGUGACGUGGAAAGCGCAGAGCCCAGAUGGGGAGGAUGGUGGUUAUUGGGUUCAUGGAAGACUGCCUGAAGGUGUUUGGAGGCGUAUGGCAGAUGAUCUGGACUGUUGA
Penicillium expansum is the source of this 1317-nucleotide messenger RNA. RefSeq lists its product as uncharacterized. The transcript has 4 exons. Lineage: Eukaryota; Fungi; Ascomycota; Eurotiomycetes; Eurotiales; Aspergillaceae. The coding region runs from base 1 to 1317 and encodes 438 amino acids. The record is from RefSeq and is a predicted model, not a curated record.